This is a messenger RNA of Amoebophrya sp. A120, 11671 nucleotides long. Lineage: Eukaryota; Dinophyceae; Syndiniales; Amoebophryaceae. The record is from the annotation of a GenBank genome assembly.
UCAGAAACAAAAAACGUUCUUCCGCGAGCCGCUAGAUGAAGUACACGCGAGCGCAAAUCAUGCGGUCGCGCAGAAGAGCAGGACUAGGAUCCACCAUGUGCGUGAAAAAUAACCUAUGAAGUAAACAGGACAGCUGCAGGAGCUGCGCCUACUCGAACGUCGUGCUCAGAAACGGGUCCUCCUGCCGGCGAAGAUGGUGAAGCACAGCUCGUCAAGUUCCUCCGCACCCCGGCGGAAGAACUUGAUCCGGCUCCUGUAUGGAAGCGUCAGGUUUGAAAUCGACAAAGUUGAAAUAUAUUUGUCAUGCAUGAAACCGAUACCAGUCGGAACCGGAAGCCCACUUAUCAAGCGGCGCAUGACAAAUUUUUCGAGCACCGGAAUCCAAUUUGUCAUGCUGUUUGGGCACAAAAGAGUGCUUUUGUCAUGCUAGUUUAGCAGGUCUAUUUCAAACCCUAAACAGGCUGACAGUCGGCCUCACUUGCCAUCCCGGCACGACAGGCAUUUCAUGCCUUACAUUUUAUGCAUGAAAACUCAUUUCAACUUUGUCGAUUUCAAACCUGACGCUUCCAUAUCCUCCUCGAAUUAGAGCACCGGCGAUUUCAGGACGGCCGGGAGAUUACGCACGCGGGCGGCUGGAGCAACUACGUGUUUUCGCACUCCUCUUCCUCCAACCUCACGACGACGCCAGGAUGCAAUCCGUGCGAGCUGUCCGUGAUAUUGCCGCAGUUCGACCACCGGAGCCUGAAGGUGGUGCGGAAGGCCAUGUCCGGCAAAGACGAGAAGAAUGGGUUUAAAUCAAACGGGGUCUCGGUGGCGGAAUUUUUGAAGAUUGUGGUGUUGAAAGCCGGAGCCUACGACCGGACGCGAGUGUUGGACUUCUUGGCGGGGCUAGUAAUAUGUUGAUUUGCAGUCGCCUGAUGUCGAUUUAAUACUGCAUAAUGUUUUUUUUCGCGAACACGAUUUGCAUUUGAAUUUUUUUUUUUGGCAAGAAGUCCUGUAGGUGUAGAAAAAUAAAUUUUCAUACGCGCAAAUCGUCAGGUUGCUCUUUACAACGACCUGCAACCCCGUUCGGGGCAGCAAAUCCAGUGGCGCGAGUUCUCCGAGCUGAUUGUGUCGAGCAGCAACGCGAUCGGGCCGGCUGAUCCUUCUACUGUGUUGUCCAAUAAUCUUUCGUCGAUUUGCCGUGAGCAGGAGAAGCAGAAGAAUGCGGGGGAGGGAUCGAACAACAACCCGCAGCUCCACAUGGUCGCGCACUUACCCGGCGGGCUGCUGAUGCCGCACGAACUGAAGAAGCCCCUGUCAGAGUUUGAGAAGCGGCGGGCGCGGGACCUGCGCACCGGCGAGGAGGCGAGCCCCAUGCAGGAGCACCCCAUGCGGAUUGUCAAGUACCUCCCGGAGUUGGAUUGUCUGCUCCGAAUAGAGAAGGACGCGAAGCUGUUGUCCCUGUACCACCCACGGUCCAACGUGAUCAAAAAUGUACAGCCGGAGUUCGAGAAAAAAACCAGACCAAGUGUGGGGGAAGGUUAGAAAUGAAUAGAAGUUGUGAUGUCAUAAAUCGAGUACUAUCCAGUAGAGACUGUUUUGCUUUUAGAUAAUUCCACAACUAGGCGAGCACCAUGGCAGGGCCGAAACAGAAACGAAGCACUGGCGUCUUGCAUGAUUUCAUUUUGUUCCCAAUACACGAAUACAAUACUCAGAUGACGUCAUUCUUCCGGAACUGAAGCAGAUGUUCGCUGAGGAAAAUAUCCCAAGAAAAAAGUGUUACAGUUACACAUUGUGUUGCAGACAUAGCAAGACAGACAAGCUUCGUCAUGCCGGAUAUGCAUAAAAGCCUUGUUUCAUACGUGUUUUCCCGUAGGAUUUCUGCAGUACAAGUUUUCUCUCUCGUGCACAGAAAUUUGUGUUGCUAAAUUGAGAACAAAUGUGUAAGUGUAACUGUAACACCUUUUUCGUGUGAUAGACAAGAACCCCAUCCCAGUAGCAACCAUGACCGAUAAACAGCGGAAGGAGGAGUUCUCCAAGCUCCUCGAGGAACCCUUGCAGCAGCCGGUAUGCAAGAAAAAAACUGUGUAAGUGUAAAUUUGUGUUGCAGAACAUGCAACACAGUUACGCGUGUCAUGCCAGACAGCCACGAAGUCCUCUUUUCAUGUGUGUUUUCCCUUACAACACACGCAUGACAGGUUUUCUCUGUCAUGUAGAGUAAAUUUGUGAUGCUGUUUCUCAAAGAAAGUUACACUUACACACUUUUUUUCCUGGAUAGCCGGGGAACAGCGUCUACCGCUCGGCGAGCAUUUCCGAGCUGCAAAUGUCGCCACCGCCGUUGAUGUCCGGCGAGAAAGAAAUGCAAAAAGGGCAGCAAUUGACCAUCCCACUCCACGGCAACGCCGCGAACAACGACGCAGUGGAUAAGGCGUUCGCGGACCCCCAUUUCUGCAAGCAGUUGGUGCACAAAAUGACGGACCAGAACAAAUUUCACAUUCUAGACUGCGCCUUCCACCCCUCGAAAAUUCUGCUGACGAUCCUGUGCACGAACCGACGCAUCGCGCAGUUCUCGCUACUCUACCGGGGCUCCGGGCACGCGCUGCAGCAGGAGAUCAAGCAGUUGGGCAUCAGCACGCGGAUCGCGCAAGAAGCGGAGUUUUUACUGCCCAAAGACUACGACGAAAUCUACUUUAGCAGGAACGUGUCCAAAGGGUCCAAGCACUCAAGUUUUCUGCUCUUGUCCACCGCGCAACUGGGCGUGCUCACCUUUUACCAAUUUGACGGCGAGACGCCGGAGAGCUACCCGCGGAAAAAGCACUUUCCCUGGUUCAUCAACGACACGAUCCACAAGGGACAGAAGAUCACCGCGUUUGUGGAAAUAAACUACAAAAAUUCCUUCGCUUUCCUCACCGCGAGUCGGGACGGGGCCAUCUGCAUGUGGGACGGCCGGACCAUGGCGGUGGACUUGAAACUGGAUACCGGCGUCUACGAGAAAGCGGCUUGCUUAAACUUGUCCCUCUCCGUAUCAAAAGGAAAAUCCCCCCUCCCCAUAUCGACACGAAGUUUCUGAUGCUGGAUUUCCGUACACAAAUCAGGUUUCUCUUGCUGGAGAGGACUGCAGCCCAUACCAAGCCGAACUGGAGAGGUUUUGGCUGAGGCGCUUAGCAUGAGGAACGUCUUUGCCGUAGGCCCACCAGCAUCACAGAGCGCCUGCAUAAUGCGGCGGAGCCUGUGGAGUUGCCUGCGUGCAAGACAGGCGCGAUUUGUGGCCGCAAAUCAGCAACGCAAAUUUUCAGAAACAUACCUUUUCGAUAUGGGGUGGAUGGAUUUUUCCUCUCAAUACUCCGACGAGAAGCUCGGUCUGCUGGCGAGCUGCUACAGCGGCGAGAAGACGAUUCCGGUGUGGAACUUGGAGAAAGGGAUUUUCCGCGGGCUGCGUACGAAGCUGUCGCACCACGAGUAUCCCGUGACCAAGGUAAAGUACUUCGAGAACGCGCUGUUCUCCAUCGACGAGAAAUUUUUCUGCAUCAUGUGGGACGCGCGGGAGUUCCUGGCUCUCCAGGAGUUCGGCGGCCCGAUGGUGUUUUCCGGGUCCGGGUCCGUCGACAAGCAACUGGUAUGCACCUACUACAGCAGGUUGCGGCUGUGGGUGGUGGGCGACCGAGUCACGUACUUCGCCUCGAACGGUGUGGCGGACGUAGAGCUGUUCAACGAAGUCGAUGCGGACAACGAGGGGGAGGCAAGUGGCGGCGCCCUCGUCGCGCAAGCACAGCAUCAGAGCCAAGCGGUACUAGCGGCUAGUACAACCGGAAGCUCGGGUUUCGCGCAGCGAGGGGGUAGCAGUUUGGGCGGAGUGGUGGACGCAAAUCUUCUAGACGACACAGCGAUCCCGCUCAGUCUACAGUUAAGCGCGAGGUACAAAUAUGAUCGGGUUCUUAAAAUUUCUACUCAUCAUCUAUAGGUGCUGUUUGAUGAGUGAUUUUUUGACUGACACACGCAAAAAUUUGAUGAAACAAUAAAUUUCGCUCUGUAUUUACCAUAUCAGGUCCGGCGUCCUUUUUUCCGCCACGAAGAAAACGAUUUUCCGGCACUCCCGGCACAACCCGCUGCAUCUGGACACGCUGUUUGAUCUUUCGGAUGACUUUGCGGAGCAAAACACGGUGAUCACGGCAGUGACCCUGUGCAAAGACCACCCACUGCUCAUCGUGGGGACGAACACCGGGAGGUUGCUUUUUCUCCGACCGAACAACGGCUACGUAGUGCGGAAAUACUCGGGUAUUGGCGAAAGAAAACAGCAGCUCGGCGCGUUUGAAAUCAACCCGCCGGACUGCGAGCCGGAAAAACCGCCAAAGACCUGGGAAGAGCGGAAGUACGAGCUGGAGGAAUUGUUCGACACGAAAGACCCGAACCAGUUUGUGGUCCCGGUCGAACCCGUGAAAUACGCCCGGGACUGCCGAAGGGAGCUGAAAAAGCAGAGGAGGAGAAGCUCGGUGAUGAGCGACUUCUUACCCGUGUUGUCCGAACAGGGCGGGUCGUCGGAUAAGGAGCAAGAAGGAGCCUCGCAUGAGUUACCAUUUUCAUCGUCCGACAGUACUAAGAACAUGAAGCAUCAAGCCUCUACGUCCUCUGCAACUACUGCGCCGAUCGACUUGUCGAAGAUGUUGACCAACAGCCGAUCGCGAUCCUCCAUGAGCCCGCCGCGACGGCAGCCGUUUCGGUCGCGAAGGCUGUCGGACUUUGACCGGCCGAUGCCGAAGUCCCCGCUAUCCGAGCAGUCCGGUUGGGCGAUUUCGGGCAAGAAUGGGGAGGAGUGGGCGGAAAAAAUGAAUUUGGAAGCGCGGGCGCAGUUGCAAAGAUCUUCGGGACAGCACCACAACUCCGGGUCAGUUCUUGGGUCGUCCAGUUUGUUGAAUAGCUCAAGGCUGAAUUCUAAGGAUUGCAAAAGUGUCUGGGUCUGGAAGAUUUUCAGAUUUGUCAUGCUUGUCUGGCAUGACUCGGAGCUCUGUCAUGCGUAGGUGCACUCGGAGCUCUGUCAUGCUUGUCUGUCAUGGUAGACGAGGUCCGAGACCGAAGUGGUAGGCGCUUAGGGUGAACUAUGUAUGUAGCGCCUAGGGCCCUUCCGUGCGGCCAUUUUGUAUGUCCCGCAACGGGGUUCGCCCAAGUCGGUCAUUUGUAUGCAAGGCGUUGGGUUACCCGGUCGGCAGAGCCGACCCACAACGAACGAACGUAGGCGCAACAGGAUCGCUUUGUCUGUUAUGCAAAGGCGCAGUCUGCCAUGCGGAAUACACGACACAUAGCAGUCGCAAAACUUGUCAUGCUUGGCCAUAUACGUCAGUGCGCCCAGUGUUCCCUGGCUUGCAUCACAAGUUUCCAGACCCAGACAUAUUUGCAUUUGAUAAAUUCUUCGAUGGAAGUGGAGUCGGUGAACUCCACCCCAGCGUUGCAACCGUCCUCCGGGGGACAGCAGCAGGCGGGAGCUGCAUCGAGUUCUUCUAGAAGGGGUUCCAUGUCACCGAGGAAUAAUCACGACAGUAGUAAGGCCACUUCUUCGACGACAACACAAGUUGCAACAGCGGCCUCCAACACAAGGAUCAAUCUGGCCGACGGGCUCUGUACCGGCAUCACGUCGCUGCAAAUCGCAGUGCGAAAACGGUUGGAAUCCGAAGACGCGGCGCACCUCACUUUACAGGAAACCAUCGCCGCGGAGGCAUCCGGUUUACUCGCCGGGAUAAACAAGAAGAAACCCGCCGCGAACUCCAAGGACGAGGCGUGCGGCUUUUUCGACACGAAGGAAGGGGGAGUCGGGACAAAAACCGUCGGUAAGCCGAGGCCCGGGGAUAAACUGCUCGUCGGCUCGAAGGAGGGGACUCUGUUCGUCUUCGACUUGACGAGUUUAGACUUGGACUACGCGAUUCCGUACCAGAAAAUAGUCACCAAUCCGGACGACAAGAGCAGAAGUCCGCGAGGGGACCGACGAGAAUCUGGACCCCGGCGAAGUGGUUCCAGAUCAUCGUCAAAGAGGGGAAGUAGCAAAAAUGCGGUCGUGGCCGGCGCGAGUAGAACAUCAGGAAUAAGCCAAGAAGCCGGAAGGACGAGUAUUUUGAAAAACAACAGCGAGCAAGAACGAAGAUCGUUAGUUUCCGCCGGGAGCCAGGGGACCUCGCACUCGUCCAUGUCAGGAACUACAACGGGCAACAAGACCAAGGCCGUGGACAUGCGAAAUUUGUUGAACAAACCCUACGGAACCCUGCCCGAAAUCGGGACAGAUCCGGCGAUGAUCGCACGACAACUAUUGCAAAAAUCCGGGUCUGCCACCCCGGCCUCGGGUUCCGGCUCCCCCUCGCAUUUUCACAACAGUUACGGGUCGUCGUCCACGGGCGGGUUCAACAGCGCAGGAGGCAAUAAAGGGGGUACUACAACCGGUGGGGAUGCGUCGAAGAAACCCGCGAAAAUUCUAGGACUUCACCUGUCCGAAGACAUGCUGACUUGCUACCACGAGAAUGGUAUCCAAUGCAACUAUGUCUGGGCCUGGAAGGAUGCAACUUGUCAUGCGACCUUCGGACUCUACAUAAAAUCUGGCUUGCACGAACAGUAAAAGAGAUCCAGUUUUUGCUACGCGGAAAGGGCAUGUCUCAUGCGGUAUGAGCAUUAGAAAGCCCACCUCGCAGAAUCUGUGACGCUAGGGCAUGCAACACAGACAUCAUGGCUGGUGGGAAAUAUGCAUGACAAACCUGGCACUUGUCCAGAGGACCCAGAAAUAUUUGCAAUGCAUAAAUGGGUUGAUACAACUGUUUGAAUUGCCCACUUUCCUCAAACUCGGCGAGUUCUACUCGGACGAAGCUGGAUUGUUCGUCAAAGUGUUCGAAGCCACGCAGUUCGUCCUGCAAGACGCGGAGAGACGGGUUUUCGAAGACAAAAAGUACCGGCGCGCGGAGCGGAUCGCGAAAAAAAAGUUACUCGCGGAGCAAGAGCAAGAACGGAGCUACGAGGUCAGUCUGCGGAAGGCCGCGGUGGUAAAUGUCAAGGUAGACGAGGACUCCAAGGAGAACGGAGCGGAUGCGAAGGACAAUGGCGUAGCGCAGGUAAACACGUUCAACUCCCUGUUCCAGUUCUUCUUCGUGCUGACCUGCGCCAGGAAAACGGUGUGGAGAAAAGUCGCCGUGGAAAUACCUGCGAGCUCGGCGAGGUAUGAAUGCUCUUGGUGAGGGGUUGGAAAAAUCGUGAUGCUUGAUUGAUUCUUGAUGAUGUUUCCGCGCAAUGAGGAGUUUGGAAAAUGUGACACUCAACUGCGACCUUCGCUUGUUAUUUCAAAAUCUCGUGGAAUAACUACAUCAGCCGGAGUCGCAAAUCUUCCGUCGCCCCCAGUGCGGCCGUGAGUCCGACAAACCAGAGCCCAAGAACGAAUCAAAAGCUGAACGGCACAAACACCGGAGGUGCUAACACCCACAGUAGCAAUCUCAUGGUCGUGCCGGAGCAGCUUUCGCUGAACAAGCCGAAGAAGAAAAGCCACCGGGAGGCUCUUCGGGAGUUAGGGUUCGACUCAGACUUCGAUAUUGAGGAGGAUGAGGAUUUGAACACCCUCGAAAGUCCGCAACUCUCUCCGACGAACAACUCCCUCAGCUCGAACCUCCGACCUGGGCAAGUACAGCAGAACUUCAAAUUGGAGAAGCAGGAACUGACCACCUGCCGGGUCUUUCUGGUCAAGCGGAACCGCGCGAGUCAGAAAAUCGAGGCGGUCACGCUGAAGGCGCAGUUCGAAGACGAUUGGAUGUCGAAGGUGAACGGCGCGGCGUGUCUCUAUCAAAUGUAAAAAUGUCUGGGUCUGGGAGAUUGCAAGAUUUGCCAUGCGUAUUUUGCAUGAUCCAUGAUGCCUGUAAUGCAUGGUCUAGCAUCACAGAUUUGUAGAGCGCUGGCUCAUGCCUAUUCCAUAUGACACAUUCCAUCUCCGCGGAGCACAUGGAUCUACUCCCCUUGGUGCUGAUGCAAUACAAAUUUUUUAGAAUCCAAAGACAGCAACACAAGUUGCAACCUUCCAGACCCAGACAACAUAUUUGCAAUGCAUAGUCUCAACCACAUGACCAUCUCCUCCGUUCCCCUGCCCGAGCACUGCUUGACGCCCGAAGUACUGGAGGACGCGUUUUUGCGGAAGGGCGUCAAAAUCAACGGGAAAAACAAUGGUGAAAACAGCGGAAAUAACGAUACCUCCGGCGGCCAAAGCGGUGCGGGAUCCGCGGAUGUGGUGGGUGCAGCUGGGGGAAUGACCAAUAACGGACAUAGCAACAACCAGCCCUCUUCCACCAUAUGGAAUGCAAAUAUGUCUGGGUCUGGAAAAGUGGAACUUGUCAUGCGUGUCUUGCAUUCCUGGAAAAUCUGUGUUGCGUGAGCAGCAGAAGAGCUUCCUUUGUCAUGCAAAAACGCAAUUUGUAAUGCGUUCUAGACAUCAGAAAGCGUUUCAAAAACUUGUCAUGCUUGGCUGCCAUGGCAAGCGUUGCAAUCAGCAGCAAAUCGGCAUCACAGGUUUUCAGACCCAGACAUAUUUGCAGGGGAUACGCCGAGUCUGAGGACAACGCGUUUUCCGAAAACGAGAAGGUAUUGCAAGGAAAAAUCUCCCCUCCCCAUAUUGAAGACGCAUCCUUCUGAAAAUUUGUGAUGCAGAUUUGUCGCCGCAAAUCGGGUCUGUCUUGCAAGAAGGCACUCUCAGGCUGUCCGCCACGUUAUGCAGGCGAUUUGUAAUGCCUGAAGGGCUACAGGGUAGCCGUCUACCAUACUAGGCGCCUACACCAAAAGGCUCCCGCCUAGGCUCAGGAUCUGCGCGUAUUCCUCUAAUGCAGCACAAGCUUGAUUUGUGUAUCCAAAUUCAGCAUCAGACAUUUCGUCUUGAUAUUGGGAGGGGGGAUUUUUCAUUCUGAUAGAAGGAAAGCGCGUUUCUUAACGACCCGGCUUUUGAGCCGACCAUUGACCUGAAGGAUUACCCGUCCAGCGACACCUUGUGCUAUUUGUUCGACAAGAACGGCGCGAUCCACUGCCUGGACAUGCUGAAAAGCGUGAGAAAAAAGGACGACUACGAAACGGAAUACCGGCGCGCCGACCCGGCCAGCUUCAUCGACGCGGUGCCAGACCAGCGCACCGAGCACGCGGAGUCCGUGCGCGCCGCGGUGUUGGCGAAACAGGAAAAAGAGAAGGAGGAGGAGGAGGAUGAGGACGAACAGAACCAGCAGAACCAGUACAAACGGUACUCGCCUUUUGAAUUGUCCCAGCAGUACCCGACCUCCGAGCUGUUUUCCUGGCAGGCGCACAACCACGAGAUUGUAUCCUUAGAAUCCGUGAACAACCCGCCGGCGCUGAUUUCCAUCGACGUGAUGAAAGUGUGCAAAAUUUGGUCCACGGCCGGGGAGUGCUACGCGCAGUUUCAGCAGCAGCCGCAGCAGAACAUGUCGCUCUCCUCCACGGUGCAGAGCUCCAGUGGCCAAUUUUUCAGCUCCUCUACUUCCAAUUCAGUCCCGACGACCUCGACGGAGUUUGGCGUCUCCAUCUGGCCGCCGCCACACACGCUGGCCAAAACGCUUUACUUCAUGCGGCAGGCACGGAGGUUAAAAGACGAAAUGAACAUGGACAAGGAAAAUUCGCCGUACAAGCAAAUAAUGGACAAUGUGAUGAGCACCAGCGCGAAGAAGCAAGCUUCCCGAUCGAGCAGCAAACUAGAGCGGGAACAAACCGUGAAUUCCUCUACGGUAGAAGACAUCAACAACCCCGCUAACAAACAAUCUCCAAUCCUGGUUCCAGACAAGGUAUUUCUGACCCAGCAAGACAAGCUCCCCUCCGGCUCCUCCGCGACGGCCGGAGCGCAGUCCCCGGUCGAACUAGACCGGCAAGACAGUUUGACCGCGCUGGUAGUGGGGAAAGAGGAGAGUUUGGUGGUGGAGAAGCAGCAGUCUUCUUCCAAUAUGGACGAGAAGGCAAAAACGGAAGUAGCAGGGGGCGGCGCGACGGCAUCUUCUCCGCCACCCUUGAUGUCCUCCGCUUCGCAAGACCAAUUUCAGCAAGACAAGAAUUCCGAAGAUACGAGCUCGAUUUUGGGGCACAUGUCGACCUCCUCCUUCUCCAAGCUAUUGGAGCACCGGAUUUUCAGCGGCACUGGGGUGUCCAACCGGUCGCAGGCGAAGUAUUUGAAGAUCAACGCGAAAACGAAAUCGCUGCAGGACGUGCGGUAUCAAAUGCAAAUAUGUCUGGGUCUGGAAGAGUGCAGACAUUUGUGAUGCAGUUUUUGCCUAGCUCAGAUCGUCUGGCAUGCAAGCCCUAGCAUCACAGAUUCCGAGCAGGUACCCCAAUGCCUAAUCCGCAUGAGAAAUGCCCCCUUUCUGUAAUAGGAAAUGGGGCCUUUUGCUGACCAUGCAUGACAGAUUUUGUCAUGAUGUAGAACUCGCAUCACAAAGUUGAAUCCAUCCAGACCCAGACAUAUUUGCAAUGCAUAUGCGGAUGCAACUGCAUUUGCUCAAGGACGCGAUCGACAGCACGCACCCAGCCGAGAAGCGGGCGUUUGCGCCGAUGCCCAAACCUUUGCUCACUAACGCCGAGUGCAAGUUAUCAAAUGUAAAAGUGUCUGGGUCUGGAAACUUGUGAUGCUGGGUGGCGUCUCAUGAUGAGGCUACAAAUGCUGGCUCAGCAUGGAUAAGUUUCUGAGCUCCUCGGUGUUGCCUAUUCUGCAUGACAAACUGCGCUUCUGCAUCACAGAAAAGCGGAGCUCUUGGGUAACGUGCAUGACAGAUUUAAGAGUCAUGCCAGACAAGCAUGACAAACAUGAAUUCUUCCAGACCCAGACAUUUUUACAGUUGAUACAAGUUGCUCCGGGACGAUUUUUUCACAGACUCGCCGGAAAGACGAGGCGGCGCGCAGCAGGGGGGCGGCCUGGUACCGGAGUUCGACCCGUCCGCCGCGAACCGAAGUCGACCCCCUCGGUUGCUGACCCGGGCGGACCAGCAGUUUUCGCAGCUGCAACAGGCAGCGCACAACAUUUUAAGCUCCAACGGCGGAAUACACGGCGGGAUACCACCGAAAAGAUCCAGGAGAUCCAGGUCGGUAAUGUAGGAUUGAUUUAGGCUUGAUCUGCUUAGAAGUUGUUCGUCGAGGCAGAAGUAGCUCCAAGUUUUUUUACGCUUGAUCGACCAUCUUUAUGCGAACUGAUUUGAAUAAUUUGCUGAUAAAAACGUGCUGUUCACAACCACUCUUCGUGGCUGAUGGUACUACACGACUGCAGUUUUGUUUGACACCUUUAACACCGGUUUCAAGUGGAAAAUGAACAUCGAAGAAUGAGUUUCAGAAACCUUGACUUCCAUUAAAAUGCAACUCGCUAAAAAUUUGGAUAGCGCCGCGAUUAUAAGUAUAUGCUGCUUACUUCAUCGCGCUAUCUGCUUUUUGUUUUUUCAAUUACAAUUUAAAUGCUAGCCAACGUUGAAACGUACAAGAUAUGAAUAAACGCGUAAGGUGGAAAGGGCUUGAUGUAUAAUUUCGAGCAAGUACUCUUGCGAAUGCCCUGAGCUUCUUAGAGGAAGAAUCUGUAGCGGUCUGUUGUAAGAUAGAGAUGCGACAUGUAGGCUUUAAAGUCGAUGCUUUCUCCGCACCGCAUUAAACAAUUUGAAUCGCUGUGGUCGGCAAAGUACUUACUAUACUAAGUCGCAACGACAAGGAAGAU